Uranotaenia lowii is the source of this 783-nucleotide messenger RNA. Its product is annotated as B-cell receptor CD22-like. NCBI's taxonomy places the organism in Eukaryota, Metazoa, Arthropoda, Insecta, Diptera, Culicidae. The transcript is spliced from 5 exons. The record is from RefSeq and is a predicted model, not a curated record. Bases 1 to 783 code for a protein of 260 amino acids.
AUGGCGCGUGACAUUGCGCCGGUAAAAAUUAUGUUUUAUACAACAGCAUCAUUGUUGAUGAGUGCCGGUCUAUAUCCUCCGAUCGUUUCGCUGCACCUCGGUUCGACACUCUCGGCGGACGACAUCAAGGACGGAGACGAUGUGUACUUCGAGUGUCACGUCCAAGCGAACCCUCCGUGGAGGAAAUUACACUGGCUACACGACGGUGUGCUAAUCACCCACAAUGCGUCCGCAAGAGUCAUCCGGUCCAACCAGAGCCUGGUGCUACAGAAGGUAAACCGUAACUCGUCCGGAAAUUACUCGUGUAGCGCAAUUAACGCCGAGGGCGAAACGGUUAGCAAUCAUCUGGUGCUGCGAAUCAAGUAUGCACCCAUGUGCGCCACCGACAAAAUAAUCAUCGUCGGGGCAUUCCGCAGCGAAUCGCUGCACAUUCCCUGCGAGGUCCAUGCGGAUCCGCCCCCGCGGCAGUUCAACUGGAAAUUCAACAACUCAGGCGAAACCCUCGAAAUCGGCAAAGAACGGUUCGCGAAAAACGGGUCAAUGAGCAUCCUGAGCUACACGCCGGUUUCGGAUCAGGACUACGGUACCCUGACCUGCUGGGGACAGAACGAGGUGGGCCAGCAGCAGUGGCCCUGCUUCUACCAGGUCGUCCUGGCCGCGUUCGGUUCAGACAAAGAUUCGCGAGAUCCGAAAGAGCGCUUGAGUGAAUCGUUGAAGAGUGCAUCGCGAUUGAGUGAACGAGUGGAUUUAGACCAUCCUUGUUUGAAAUUACCUACAGUAUAG